This is a messenger RNA of Torulaspora delbrueckii, 804 nucleotides long. RefSeq names its product putative rhomboid protease RBD2 (gene RBD2). The record is from RefSeq and is a predicted model, not a curated record. The transcript has a single exon. Gene Ontology annotation, cellular component: membrane. Gene Ontology annotation, molecular function: serine-type endopeptidase activity. The coding region runs from base 1 to 804 and encodes 267 amino acids. Lineage: Eukaryota; Fungi; Ascomycota; Saccharomycetes; Saccharomycetales; Saccharomycetaceae.
AUGAAUUGGUCUGCCAUCACGUCGCCCAAUGGUCAGCCACCAUCGGCUUUGACAACAGGUCUCGCAGCCUUCCUUACCCUCCUAUUUCUAUUGAACAAGAUCAUUCCGAUCUUCGAUGCUAUGACACUGUCGCCCCAAUCGAUGUUCAAUAUCGGUAGAUUAUCGAACUAUCCGUUGGCACAUCUUUCGUUUUUUCACCUUUUCUUUAAUGUCAUCUCUUUGAUGGGUCCCUUAAACCUUUUUGAAUCCCAACAUGGUACAGUGCACACUGGUGUAGUUUUGAACCUUGCUGCUGUGAUUACGGGCCUGUUAUAUUGUUUAUUUGGUCGCUUGGCUUAUCCCGAUGCCAGUGUUGCUGGAGCCAGUGGUUGGUGUUUUACAAUGUUUGGGUAUUUUGGUUUAAAAGAGUCUGCCCUUCACCCAAGAUACCACAUACCGGGCUCGAACUUUGCCUUUCCCACAGUACUAUCACCACUAGUUCUCCUGAUUUUGAUCUCGAUCUUUGUGCCAGGGGUCAGCUUCUGGGGUCACUUCUUUGCCCUUAUGGUCGGAUACUUUAUUGGUUCGAAGGAAAAGGUGUUCCGUAAGAUUAUGCCACCUUCAUGGAUUAUCCAGAAGAUUGAGGAGAAGGCAGAGCCACUGAUUGCUUUGAUUCCUUCAUGGGUCAAGUUUUACAGAGAAAAGGAUAUGACUGAGAGAGACACGCAGAAGUACAGCUCAGUAUUUGUAGCUGAGGAUUCAUUACCUUUGCACAAUGCGCCAGAACCCACCCGUACCGGUGGUAGAGUCCUAGGUACCGCCUAG